Nezara viridula (southern green stink bug) is the source of this 724-nucleotide messenger RNA. The record is from the annotation of a GenBank genome assembly. Lineage: Eukaryota; Metazoa; Arthropoda; Insecta; Hemiptera; Pentatomidae.
AGACAAUAAAACUUGAUGAAUCGGUUUGUUGAAAACAAAGAGGUAAAAACGGAUCUGCAGGUAUACCUCUUUGGCACGCAAAAUGUAAACAACGAACCGGGCGGAGAAAAAGAUAGGUUUCAACAUUGAAAGUACUUAAUAUUACUUAGUCUUCGAAGAUAUUUUUAUUGACAACAUAGUUAUGGCAUCUGGCCUGGAAAGUUAUGUAAACCAUACUGUAUCAAUUGUUACAACAGAUGGAAGAAAUUUUGUGGGGACAUUGAAAGGCUUUGACCAGACAAUUAAUUUGAUUCUUGAUGACAGUCACGAGAGAGUGUACAGUACAACUCAAGGAGUCGAACAAGUAGUAUUAGGACUUCACAUCAUUAGAGGAGACAAUGUUGCUAUCGUUGGUGAGCUAGACGAUGCUUUGGACUCCCGAUUGGACCUAAACUCGAUCAGAGCAGAGCCUCUAAGUGCUGUUGUUCAUUGACCACUGUCUUUUCCGGUCAAAAUGUUUUCUGGAGAUAUAUCCUCAUGUUUUUACGUUAACUAUUUAGUCUUCUUAUAACGAAAAAAAAAAAAAAAAAAAGAAGAGGAAGAAUGUAAUAUUUUAAAUUUUUUGCAGAAAAGGGUCUUUCAUUAUGUCCUUAAUGAAAUAUUUUUUUUUACCCAGUUGAUGAAAUGACUUGAAGACUAAGUACAAUUAUUUAUACUAUUUUAAAAAUAAAAUCUUUUAAUUUUC